GGUUGAAGCUUGAGUGACGUUCGAAUAUGGCAAACGGCCAGGGGUCAUCCCUUCUGUAUGUACCGGGCCAUGUUUGUUCGCAAAGGAACGCAAUACCAUACACAGACUCGUCAUCCGCCGUCGUCGCCGUCGUCGCCGUCGCCGCCGAUGCGUCUUCGGACGAAUGCCUCGCUUACGUAUUCUAUCUAUGCUAUCGAUUGAUUGCCGGCAGAGGCAAACCGGAACAGGCUUCCACCCUGCUUUCUUUCCCACUCACUCCGUCGGCCCCCCCUCGCGGCCAUAAGGCGUCGUGUCACGAUCUGAUCUACCCGGGCAGUUGGCUGCUGUUGACGCAACCCACAGAGUCAGCCAGCAUAGCUGAUGCCGCCGCCGCCGCCGCCAUAUGGCACAAGCGGCCUUUGGGACGCUUUGGAUGGGACGCUUUGGAGGGGAUGGGUUCCACGCGGCGCGGCCCAUGUUGUCUCCUCCCCACACACGGCACUACGGAUAACCUAAACAAAUUAGCAAAUGCUCAAUCUAUCUAUCCCUUCCCCGGCCUGCUCCCUAGAGCCUAGAUAGACUCUUGAGUUUCUGGCCUGCGCUGGCGAACGGGGCUCCCGUGCUCCCCGACCAUGUCGUGCACUUACGACGCAAUACAGU
Molecule: messenger RNA, 639 nt
Organism: Colletotrichum navitas
Lineage: Eukaryota; Fungi; Ascomycota; Sordariomycetes; Glomerellales; Glomerellaceae
Exons: 1
Coding region: 27-554 (175 amino acids)
Source: RefSeq, a predicted model, not a curated record